Molecule: messenger RNA, 1395 nt
Organism: Penicilliopsis zonata CBS 506.65
Lineage: Eukaryota; Fungi; Ascomycota; Eurotiomycetes; Eurotiales; Aspergillaceae
Exons: 4
Coding region: 87-1055 (322 amino acids)
Biological process (GO): transmembrane transport
Molecular function (GO): transmembrane transporter activity
Source: RefSeq, a predicted model, not a curated record
CUGGCAGUGUGUGCUUUCUACCCCUUCUACACAGCAUUACCCAAUUCAAUGAUUCAUCUCUAAGCAGCUUCAAGCUGACCACGUGCAUGUCGGCCGGGGGAGAGCACCUCAAAGAUGAGGGCACAAAACAACAGGUCGUGAUCGCGGGCGGCGUGGCAGGUCUCGUCUCACGUUUUUGCAUUGCGCCGCUCGAUGUCGUCAAAAUCCGUCUUCAGCUGCAGGUCCACUCGCUGUCGGACCCGGCUUCGCACCGGGAAGUGACGGGCCCGGUAUACAAGGGUACCAUCUCAACGAUGAAAGCGAUCAUACAGCAGGAAGGCAUAAGGGGCCUCUGGAAAGGAAACGUCCCCGCCGAACUGUUGUACGUCUGCUACGGCGCUUUGCAAUUCACGACGUACCGCUCCACGACGCAGCUGCUGGCCCAGCUCCCCACCCAGCACCGGCUCCCCUUACAACUGGAAUCGUUCGUGGCCGGCGCUGCGGCCGGUGGCUUUGCUACAGCAGUGACCUACCCGCUGGACCUGCUGCGCACGCGAUUUGCCGCCCAGGGCACGGAGCGCGUGUACACCUCGCUGAGCGCGUCGGUGCAGGAGAUCAUCGCCCACGAAGGCACCGCGGGCCUCUUCCGCGGCUGCAGCGCGGCAGUCGGCCAGAUAGUUCCCUACAUGGGCCUCUUCUUUGCCUCGUAUGAAACCCUCCGCCCGCAGAUCGCCCACCUCGCCUUUAUCGAGCACUAUCUGCCCUUAAGCUCCAGCGACGCCGCCGCAGGUGUCUGUGCCAGCAUCAUCGCCAAGACGGGCGUCUUUCCGCUCGACCUCGUCCGCAAGCGCCUGCAGGUCCAGGGCCCAACCCGCACGCGCUACGUCCACCGCAAUAUUCCCGAGUCGACGGGCGUCCUUCACACACUCGCUUCCAUCAUGCGCACGCAGGGCGUGCGCGGCCUCUACCGCGGCUUGACCGUCAGCUUGCUCAAGGCCGCCCCGGCUAGUGCAGUCACCAUGUGGACGUAUGAGCAGACGUUGAGAGUUCUGCGGGAGGCAGAGAUCGCGUCUUAACUCUCCCUUUUUUCCCCCCUUUUCAUUCCUCUAAAUGGCUUGUACAUUCCCUAGACUAGACAUAAUUUUUCUAAUUUAAGGGUUUUAAUGAUAAUCAAAUGUGGCUUGAUUAAAAUGAAUCAAUUCUCUGUGAUUGAUUAAACUAGUCCCGCGGGAGAGAUGGACAGGCUGUCAUAAAAAAGGGGGGCGCGAUUGGAUAUAUUCAGACGCGGAAACAGACACACGAAGGAGCAAUAUGUAAACACGAACGGUUGCAAAAAGGCAUCACCGGCGCAUGUUCUAGUACUCGCCCUCCUCGACCUCGUCCAGGCCGUCGCUGGCCACCUCCUCAUAAUCCUUC